UCGAUAAAGACGUCCAAAGAAUUAUUACCUACCUUAUGGCUAACGUAGAAACAAUCUCGUAGAAUAACAUUAUGACUGGCGCAUAAGAAUCCGUCGCAUUUUUGAGUACGGACGCACACAUCGCUCGUGUUUGUAAACCAAACAAACAAACAAACAAAGGGUGGGACAUUCUUUCUCGAUCUAGUAAUGUGAUUAGCAAAAUGACAAGUGACCAGUCGGUAACUAGUAGCAGCUCCCAGGCCAGACAUUUUGGACUAUACAGGACUAUAGACGCAAGGACCGAGGAGUUUUUGAGGCUUUCCAGGAAACGUCAGAUACGGCAAGGCUGCGCCUGCGCAGCUGUUUCCACUGCUAUCACCGUUACCAUUAUUGUUGCAGUUCUACUGAUCUACGAGUAUGCGAUCGUUGUAGAAACGAGUUUAGUACAAAAUAGGAAAAGCCUGAACAAAUCGGACAGAGAAAAGUCUAUGAAAAAUCUUAGGCCUAUAGCUGAUAGAUUAGAUAGAAGCUAUUUUGGAUUUGACCAAGAUUAUUAUGAAAGAAUGCCACUCCUUGUAAAUGCAUUGGCUGAAAAUAUUUACACCCAACCUUUUCCAGAAACUGUAACAGUGCAAAAACUCAAAAAACACGACAUAGCUUUACGAGCGAAUUUGCCUUUUAAUACUUACAAAUUGAUUAGAAGAACAAGUCCAAGACCAUUUCAUUUUGAGCAAAUUACUACACCGUAUCCUUUUAGUAAAAUAUACGGAUCAAAAACAUGGGUCGACAGUUAUCGUAAUGCUCAAAGGAUGAAAAAUCUGCACCACAUCAUGUUGUAUCUCGGGAAAACAAUCAACGCCAAACUUGGUGAUAUACAUACAAUUCCAACGCAAACGCACAUCGCAUUCACUGGAAUGUACAUUGACCCUGCAAAUGCUAAAUACCCCACAGAAAGUUUCAUGCAAAAGGUAAAUCCAACACAGUUUCGGCAUCGAGUUGAUCCUCUGUUCACAUUUAAACCUGACAACCCAGGUGAUGUAAAUCUAUUAGCAGAAGACUUUUCAUCAGCUUUAACCGAUAACGAAGAUAAAAAGGAAUCUUAUCCAUAUUCUAGAAUCGAUGAAAAUUGCAGCCAUAAUUCUCAAGAUCAGAAUACAGAGACCGAAAAGUUAAAUACACUUAAAGAUUCUAUAGUAAAUGGUUUCAGAAAACAAGGCUUAGUUACCGAGUCCAAAAUUCAAAGUCAUUCUCCGACCACCUCUAAGAUGUUGGAAAAAAUAUAUAUCACAACUUCGCGCCCAGUAAUACACUUCAAACCAAGAUCUGCAAGGCCUAUUACACGCUUAUAUUUCAAAUAUACAAGUCCACGACCACAACAGAAGGAAGUAAACACUAUUGAUUCUAUUUAUAAGAGUAAGCCAGAAUUAAACGGCAGUGCUAAUACUAUAGUUCACGUAAAUGUUUUUCCCAUAGAAACUGUAAUAAAAAAUAAAGACCAAGAUUUUAAGAAGGAUGAAAAUACUAUUCGUGUCUCAACCACAACGAAGCCGAUUAAACAAAUACCUGUAAUUGUAGCAAAGGAAGUAGAAGAUUACCAUGAGGGUAGUUCGGGCAUUAUACCGAUGACUACAAUGACGGAAACAAGUGAGCCAGGAGUGUCAACUCCUUUCUUUGAUACUACACAAUCAUAUUCUGAAUCACUUUGGUCAACGAAUUCACCUGAUAUUAUUAAAUUUAGUCCGGAAGAUGCCAAAAUUCCAGAUCAGUACACCACGAUGACAACAUUGGAAGAUACUACAGCCACAACGGAAACUAUUUCAAGAACGUACAAAAGUGUUGAAUACGAUGAUGAAGAUCGUAAUAUUGAAGCAAAAACACUUAUUAUAAAAUUGGUAAAUAAUUUAGAAUCAACUACUAGCCAAAGCAAUAAAUAUGAUCUAUCAGAAGUGGAAGAAUUUAAAACAAAUACAUAUGUACCGCAAAUUAACGGUCAUUAUAGAAAUAUGGAGCAGAAUGUACGUAAAUUAUUUGAACUUUUGAAAGAAAAUUCGGAAAAAUAUAGACGACAUAGACUUAAGCCUAUAACAACCAUUCGUUCUCCAACUUAUGUACCAAUGUAUGUAGAAAUUAAAAGAAAU
Messenger RNA from Papilio machaon (common yellow swallowtail), 2117 nucleotides. RefSeq lists its product as uncharacterized. NCBI's taxonomy places the organism in Eukaryota, Metazoa, Arthropoda, Insecta, Lepidoptera, Papilionidae. The annotation marks the transcript as partial. The transcript is spliced from 2 exons. The record is from RefSeq and is a predicted model, not a curated record.